UGACAGUUAAUGCAAAGCUUAGCAUAACCUCUAAACGUAAAUAAAUAUCAGUCACUUAAUGAGCGAAUUGCUAUAAAUUAUUCAAAUUAUAGUGGAUUAGAUUAAAAUAACGAACUAGUUUUAUUAUUAUAAAAUCAAUUUAUUACAGGGAUAGACGAAUAAGUCACAAUGUCUAUCGAAAUAGAAUCCGCAGACGUGAUCCGGUUGAUCCAGCAGUACCUGAAGGAGUCGAAUCUCACGCGCACGCUUCAGACGCUGCAGGAAGAAACAGGUGUGUCACUGAACACGGUGGAGAGUGUGGACGGAUUCUGCGCGGACAUCAACAGUGGGCACUGGGAUGCCGUGCUGGGCUGCGUAGCGGCACUCAAGCUGCCGGAGCGCAAGCUGGUGGAGCUGUAUGAACAGGUGGUGCUGGAGCUGAUCGAGCUGCGCGAGCUGGGCGCGGCGCGGCAGCUGCUGCGCAACUCGCACCCCUGCAGGCUGAUGAAGCAGCACCACACGGACCGCUACAUACACCUCGAGAACCUCCUGUCGCGCUCGUACUUCGACCCGCGCGAGGCGUACGGCGCGGGCGGCGGCAAGGAGCGGCGCCGCGCCGCCAUCGCCGCCUCGCUCGCCGGCGAGGUCUCCGUCGUGCCGUCCAGCCGCCUGCUGGCGCUGCUGGGGCAGGCGCUCAAGUGGCAGCAGCACCAGGGGCUGCUCCCGCCAGGCACAACCAUCGACUUGUUCCGCGGCAAGGCCGCCAUCCGCGACGAGGAGGACGACCAGUGCCCCACGCAGCUGUUCAAGACCAUCAAGUUCGGGCAGAAGUCGCACGUGGAGUGCGCGCGGUUCUCCCCGGACGGCCAGUACCUCGUCACCGGCUCCGUCGACGGCCUCGUUGAGGUGUGGAACUUCACAACGGGCAAGAUCCGUAAGGACCUGCGUUACCAAGCUCAAGAGGAAUACAUGAGCAUGGAGGAAGCAGUGCUCAGCCUAGCGUUCGCGCGCGACUCCGACACGCUCGCCGCCGGCGCCAACGACGGCCGGGUCAAGGUGUGGCGCGUGUCGACGGGCGCGGUGCAGCGGCGGCUGGAGCGCGCGCACUCCCGCGGCGUGACGUCGCUGCAGUUCAGCCGCGACUCCUCGCAGCUGCUGUCGGCCUCCUUCGACCGCACCGUGCGCAUCCACGGCCUCAAGUCCGGCAAGCUGCUGAAGGAGUUCCGAGGGCACACCUCCUUUGUUAACGAGGCGGUGUUCACGCCCGACGGGCACGGCGUGCUGUCCGGCAGCAGCGACGGCUCCGUGAAGCUGUGGGCGCUGCGCACGGGCGAGUGCUCCGCCACGCUCAAGCCGCUCGGCGCCGCGGGCGAGGCCGCCGCCGGCGCGGAGCCCCCCGUCAACACGCUGCUACUCACACCCAAGAACCCCGAGCAUUUCGUCGUCUGCAACCGGACUAAUACCGUGGUGAUAAUGAACACGGCCGGGCAGACGGUGCGGUCGUUCUCGUCGGGGCGGCGCGAGCGCGAGGGCGGAGCCCUGACGUGCGCCGCGCUGUCCGCCCGCGGCCGCCUCGUGUACUGCGCCGGCGAGGACCUCGUGCUGUACGCCUUCUGCGCCAACACCGGCAAGCUCGAGCGGACCAUCAACGUCCACGAGAAGGCGGUGAUCGGCAUGACGCACCACCCGCACCAGAACCUGCUGGCCACCUACAGCGAGGACGGCCUGCUCAAGCUCUGGAAACCCUGAGCUCACCUGGCGUUUCCGUGUCUCAUAACGAUCGGAGCUUUAAUGCCAUUUACAGUACAUAUGGUCCUAUUUUCCCGCACUAGUGCGUAAAAUAGCACUUUUCAUGCGUAUGUCAAAAGUUUAAAGGGCCAUAUGUACUGUAAAACGUUGUACGAUACUCUUGGAAAGUGUCUUUGUAAACUAAUAGAAUCUUGUCAAUCCACGUGCGAAUAGGUAAUUUCCUCUUUUCCGCACUUGUAUCGUAAAUAACUAUUCCAGUGCUGCAGAUUGUCAUGAAGUCUGCAUUGGAUUCAAUUAAUUACUAUUCAACACACUUGCUCGUGAUGUGAAAGUUAUUGAACCGCUUUUAGGCUCGUAAUCCUUGAUAAUACCCGUGUGUUUUUUCAUUAUAAUUAUCGAACUCUUGCGGUAAUGUUAUAAUUGCCAAACUAGUGCGGUAAUGUAUAUGGACACUUUUUAGAAUUGAAAUUUGAAAUUAAUAUUUAAUUAAUAUAUGUAUAAUGUUUGUUUUUUCCUCGCAAGUGUGUUGAAAAACGUCGUAUGAAACACGUGUGCUUUGGUCAUUACACACAUCGGCCCGCUUCCAGCUCGCGCGCACAAUAUCGCCUCGAGUGUAAUCUAAUGACCAUAAUGGUUCAUAAUGUAUUAAUAAUCCACGCACGCUCCAAAAUUGUAAUUAUUAUUGUUUGUUUCCAAAAACAUCCCCUGUAGGAGAGUUUAAUUUAGGUCUCUUUACUCACUGCGACGUUACUUCGUUGCGGUGCUGCGUCACUUUCGAUUCACAUAAUUAAGAAAGAGAUACAAAUUUCGCAACCCGAUAACAAACCACGAAGUGAAUGGGAUGAGACGCGCGACCGCGACCAUUAUCGACAUUUUGACUUGAUAUCUUUAAUUUAUGUAAUAUAAGGU
Messenger RNA from Cydia fagiglandana, 2637 nucleotides. It is a transcript of the gene Smu1, whose product is annotated as WD40 repeat-containing protein SMU1. The transcript has 11 exons. Gene Ontology annotation, cellular component: precatalytic spliceosome. Bases 169 to 1728 code for a protein of 519 amino acids. NCBI's taxonomy places the organism in Eukaryota, Metazoa, Arthropoda, Insecta, Lepidoptera, Tortricidae. Gene Ontology annotation, molecular function: protein binding. Gene Ontology annotation, biological process: mRNA splicing, via spliceosome. The record is from RefSeq and is a predicted model, not a curated record.